CCCGCCUCUUGUCCCACCCCUUCGCACACAAGAUGGCGGCGCCCAGAGGAGUCGAGGCUGCGUUUGGGGUUUGCUGAAGAUGAUCCCCUUUCCUGCUCCCUCUUUGGGCGCGAAGCGCCGCUAGCAGGAGGACGGGGGCCGGGCGGGGACAGGGCCACCUGCGCGGCUGGACGGCGAGCCCUCGCCCAGCUUGCGCCGCCCCCACCCGGCCCCGGCCCCGGCCCCGGCGGGACCGCAUCUCACCGCUUCCCGUUCUCCAGGUCUGACCCGUUACCUGGCCGUGGCACGCUACGCCAGGCCUCCGAGGCUGAGUUCCCUCCUCCAGCCCGGGCUCGCCUUCACGUUAGAGAUGUUCAGCCUUUUCCCUCCCAGCCAGCCCGCUUUCAAAUCCAGUACUCCUGGAGCGGCGCCCGGCCCCGCUGGCCUCUACUGAGCCUCCGCUUCAGCCCACUGCUUCGUAGAUCUUGGUGCCCCCGGGUUAGAGGCUGUUCGCGCUCCUUCCGGAUGAACCCUUGACUCCCUGCAGUACUGACAACCUUGGCAGCGCCCUGCGCUCAGGAGCCAGCCUUCGUGUUUGGACUACCCUCCCUCCCCUUACCAUGGAGGCUGUGUACCUGGUAGUGAACGGGGUGGGCCUGGCGCUGGACGUGCUGACCUUGGUGUUGGAUCUCAACUUCCUGCUGGUGUCCUCCCUCCUGGCUUCCCUGGCCUGGCUCCUGGCCUUCAUCUACAACCUGCCGCACACAGUGGUCACUAGUCUUCUGCACGUGGGCCGUGGUGUUGUGCUUUCACUGCUGGCCCUGGUUGAAGCUGUGGUAAGGUUCACCUUUGGAGGCUUGCAGGCCUUGUGUACCUUGCUCUAUAGCUGCUACUCCGGCCUGGAGAGCCUAAAACUCCUGGGGCACUUGGCCUCCCACGGGGCUCUGCGCAGCCGGGAGCUCUUGCACCGGGGUGUCCUCAAUGUGGUCUCCUGCGGCCAUGCUUUGCUCCGCCAGGCCUGUGACAUCUGCGCCAUUGCCAUGAGCCUGGUGGCCUAUGUGAUCAACAGUCUGGUCAACAUCUGCCUCAUUGGCACUCAGAACCUCUUCUCCCUGGUGCUGGCCCUGUGGGAUGUGGUGAUGGGGCCUCUUUGGAGGGUGACAGACAUUGUGGCUGCCUUCUUAGCCCACAUUUCCAGCAGUGCUGUGGCCAUGGCCAUCCUUCUCUGGACCCCCUGCCAGCUAGCACUGGAGCUGCUGGCCUCAGCUGCCCGCCUCCUGGCCAGCUUUGUGCUUGUCAAUCUCACUGGCCUGGCUUUGCUGGCUUGUGUGCUGGCAGUGGCGGUGACCGUGUUCCACCCCGACCUCACACUAAGGCUGGCCACCCGCGCGCUCAGUCAGCUCCAUGCCCGGCCGUCCUACCACCGGCUCCGAGAGGAUGUCGUUCGGCUGUCUCAAGUAGCACUGGGAUUGGAAGCCUGGCGCCGAGUCUGGAGCCGCAGCCUACAGCUGGCAAGCUGGCCCAACCGAGGUGGGGCACCUGGGGCCCCCCAAGGUGGCCCUAGGAGGGUGUUUUCAGCCAGGAUCCCAGGACAGGCCACCCUUCCUGAAGGAGCGCCCAGGUCCGAGGCAGCAGAGGAUGUGGUCAGGAUCAUCAGAGCAACACCUGCUCGGGGCCGGGAGAGGCUGAACGAGGAGGAGGCCACAGCAGGGCAGGACCCGUGGAAGUUGCUGAAGGAGCAAGAGGAGCGGAAGAAGUGUGUCAUCUGCCAGGACCAGAGCAAGACUGUGCUGCUCCUGCCGUGCCGACACCUGUGCCUGUGUCAGGCCUGCACCGAAAUCCUCAUGCGCCACCCUGUCUACCACCGCAACUGCCCGCUCUGCCGCCGGGGCAUCCUGCAGACUCUCAAUGUCUACCUCUGAAGAUGCCCUCCCUGCCCGCCACCUUCCAUGCUCCACAAAGGCACCUGCGCUAGGACAGCAUCAGCACCUCCCCUCUGUCCUGAAUCCCCUCCUGUCUCGUGGCUGUCUUGCCAAGCCUCAAGCCAUACAUCUGGAACUUGGUUGCACAUGGGCCAGUCUGGUGGGGCAGGAUAACAUAGUUCUCUGUUCCUGGGGGGUCCCUGUGAUGCUGAGGGUGGUGAGUAUGUCACUAUGCAAGGGCCCUGAAACUUGGUUGUGCUCUGGCCGACCCAGGGCCCACCCAGAUGCCAGCGUCUGGGGCCAGCCUCUCUCUGCUUCCAGUUUUUCUGUUGGGGGAUUUGUAGGUUCUUUCUCUGCCUCCUUCCCACGCCUGCCCACUGCCCCAGCUUUUGCAGCCACAACACAUCAGUGUCCUCUGGGUAUUUGGGCAACUCAAGGAUCUUGGAAUAAUCUUAAACUUGUGUUCAGCCAGAACCUCUCGGGCCUACUAGGUAUGAGGGUAGACUGUCUCAGGUGCCCUUAGCACCACUUCUUCCUGUCAUGAUCUCAGGAGGCUCCCUCCUGAUCGGAUCACAAAGUUGGGAUCUGGUUGUUUGCCCCUGGUGGUGGUGGUGGUGGGGUGCAUCUCCACCUGGCUUUGGGACCAUAUAUCCUGGGGCACCCAAGCUCUAUGGGGAGCCUUAGGAGAGGCAACCAGACUUCCUCUCAUUCCCCUUGCACUCCCCACAUCACGUAAGGCAGUGGCAUUCCUUUUCUUUGUCUCUCCCUGGCAUUGGGGAGGGCAGACUGCAUAUCUCACUAGGGUCCAGGUAGAAGAAGCCAGGGCCUAGGGCCAUGCAGCUCUCUGAGGGGUCUGCCCAGUUUCUGAUGAAUAAAGUUAGGUUGACAGCUCUGA
Messenger RNA from Chinchilla lanigera (long-tailed chinchilla), 2796 nucleotides. It is a transcript of the gene Rnf26, whose product is annotated as ring finger protein 26. NCBI's taxonomy places the organism in Eukaryota, Metazoa, Chordata, Mammalia, Rodentia, Chinchillidae. Bases 600 to 1901 code for a protein of 433 amino acids. The record is from RefSeq and is a predicted model, not a curated record. Gene Ontology annotation, molecular function: ubiquitin protein ligase activity. The transcript has a single exon. Gene Ontology annotation, biological process: protein ubiquitination; ubiquitin-dependent protein catabolic process.